AUGGCUGAGCUGAGAGCAUGCGUCGAUGGAAAAGCAGGUACAUCCAUCGGAAAUGCUCCUACUACGAUGCGCGACGUGUUCGACUGUAUAAAGAUAAAAAAAGGAGUCAUACCCGAAGAGGAUCUAGUGCAAAUCAUCAUCGACAACAUGGGUGAUGCAAGCAACACAAGUGCGAUGCGUUAUUCAGCCAACAACAAAGGGGAGCUGAAAACAAUGUUAGGGAAAUAUGAACAAAUACGCAUGUUGAAAGCAUCUGGUUCUUCUACACGCGUCAAAUCCCAACAAGCUGCCACCACCAGUCCAGAAGUCACUGCCUCAGAAACCCGUUGUUUCAACUGUUCGGCUUUUGGUCAUUUGCGUGACAAGUGCCCAAAGCCCCCUCGUCCACCAUGGUCCUGUUUCCGAUGCUUCCAAACUAGUCAUCCGUACAAAGAUUGUCCAGAACGGAAGAAAACUUCGACUGCUGCAGUCUUCGCAGCUGAUACGGAUGCAGUUACGAAACUGCAAGAUACACAGGAGGAAGUCCAGCAAGCUUCAUUGAUGAAUCAUUGGUCCCUAGAUCAUGUUUAA
Molecule: messenger RNA, 570 nt
Organism: Anopheles marshallii
Lineage: Eukaryota; Metazoa; Arthropoda; Insecta; Diptera; Culicidae
Exons: 3
Coding region: 1-570 (189 amino acids)
Molecular function (GO): nucleic acid binding; zinc ion binding
Source: RefSeq, a predicted model, not a curated record